AUGUUUUUGCAAGCAAGGACGAUUCAGCCAACGACACGUCGCCCUGCCUUCUCGCCUGUUUCAUCCCUGCUGGCCCCUCACUGCUGGUCCUCACUGCUGUCGCGCAGUGACAGGCCCAUCCCUCAUGGAAAACGCCCCCGCUUCCCGGAUGUCCCCUGCCUCAACCUCUUCAACCUCCACACUGAAGUAAGGAGUAAACAUACGUUUACCCCUUCAGUGUGCAACGCGCUCACGCUCCGCCGCAGUAAACAUACGUUUACCGCGGAGCGUGAGCGCGUUGAGCAUCACGCUCAUGUGGGAACACAGCGACAUGGGGGAAGCCAAGCUUUCCACACGCCCUCCCCUCCUGAUGUCGACGCCCCGCCCACCGCGCCGCACCCACCGCACCCCGCCCUCCUCAUAACUCCAUACGCGCCUUCGUAUGCGCACCCCCUCCCUAAACUUCGCCCCCAGUGCCGCACCCCUCCCCCGAGUCACCGCCCCCGCCGUCUCCAGCCCCGCACAUGGAAACCAGGGAGCGCACAGGCACACGCUGGUCUGCUGCGCGCCGCGCGCUACGCGACCUUCCCGCCGCCGUGCGCGCCCUCUUCCCGCGCUUCCGCGACGACCCAGACCCGCCGCGAGCGCCCCCAGACGUCGACGUGGACGCGGCCAGCGUCGCCGCGGACCUCGAUGCCGAAGAAGCCGCCUUCCCCGAUAAAUCCGCCGAAGACCGCUUCGUGUACCAACCGAGCACCGUGUGGGAACGCCUUCUCGUAG
Messenger RNA from Chondrus crispus (carragheen), 759 nucleotides. RefSeq lists its product as hypothetical. Lineage: Eukaryota; Rhodophyta; Florideophyceae; Gigartinales; Gigartinaceae. The record is from RefSeq and is a predicted model, not a curated record. The coding region runs from base 1 to 759 and encodes 252 amino acids. The transcript has a single exon.